Molecule: messenger RNA, 1059 nt
Organism: Arachis stenosperma
Lineage: Eukaryota; Viridiplantae; Streptophyta; Magnoliopsida; Fabales; Fabaceae
Exons: 2
Coding region: 1-1059 (352 amino acids)
Source: RefSeq, a predicted model, not a curated record
AUGAGUGGAGGGAGCGGGAGCGAGGGAGAGAGAGCAGAAGAGAAUCGGGUUUUCGGAGGCACAAGGACAGUGAAUGGGGGAGGGGGUGGCGACAAGGAAGGUACCGGUGAGAGGGUGGGGAACCCUGUCUUGGGGAUGGUGGAUGAGCCAGGGAAAGAGAAGAACGUCAUGAAGGCUGGGGAAGGGUCUGAUCGGGAUCGUGACAAGUCCUCUGCGGGAAAUAUUGGGCAAGCUACAUCACAGAGUAUGGGAGAUGCAGAGAAGAAAGUAAAGGGCAAGGAACCUCUUAAAGUGUCCUUCAGAGACAAGGUUGUGGGAGAAACAUCAGCUAGAGUCUCUCAUGUUGCAGAUGGUCUAGAUGCAGAUAGGAUGGCGACGAUCAAAGACGGGGAGAUUCCGAGCGUGGAAUUCACAAAGGAAGCUAGGGAGAUUCUCUCUGCCCCCUAUAAGGAUGCUAUUAUCAUCAAAGUUCUUGGCAAAUCGUUUAGCUAUACAGCUAUCACACACAAGUUGAAAGGAGUCUGGAGAACCAAAGGUGGUUAUGAGGUUUUGGACGUUGGUUUUGGUUAUUUUCUCAUCAAUGAGAAGGCUAUCUUAAACAUAGCGAGAGCGGUGGGAAAACCGAUUAAGGUUGAUUUAGCAACCAAGUCAGCUGAGCGUGGAAAAUACGCAAGAGCGUGCAUCCAAAUCAAUCUCGGUCAACCUGUGAUACGCAGGAUUCUGGUUGAUGGCUUUGAAUACGCCAUAGAAUAUGAGAACCUGCAUCUAAUCUGCGGAAAAUGCAACUGCUUUGGGCAUGUGACCCGGGAUUGUGAGAGGACAGAGGGGGAGGAAAAGCCCGCCGCAUCGAUUGGAAGGAAGACAAACCCAUCAGCAACCACCACGGUUAAUCCGGCGGAGAAAAUGGUGCAUCAGAAUUUUGAAUUUGAAAGUGCGGGCGUCAAGGCUGCGUUGAAUAUGGAAGCAAAUCCUGUGCAGGAAACGUUGCAUGAGAUUUCGGGUGACAUUAAUGCACCUAUUGAUGAUGAAUGGAUUACGGUUACUAAAAGGAAAAGCUAA